UUUGUAGUCACAUGAUGGAAGGUGCCCUUUUAUUCCCCUUGUACAUCGAGUAGCACCACAGCAGUUCUCUGUAGGACUAAGAGCAGUCUUACUUUUUGUCUGCUUCUCUUUCUGUAGAAGAGUGCUGUUGUCUACAAAACCAAAGAUGGCUUCUACAGAGAUAAUACGUGUGCCCGAACUUGAAACCCUCCUUAACCUUGACCCAUACUUGCAGCCCUUCGUGCCUGACUUCCAGAGAAGGUACACAGCAUUUGUAAAAACAUUAAAAAAGAUUGAGGAAGAUGAAGGAGGUCUUGCACCAUUCACAUCAAGCUAUCAGUCAUUUGGGGUGAACAAAAGGCCUGAUGGUGGUCUCUAUUUUAGAGAAUGGGCCCCAGGAGCAGAAGCUCUAUUCCUUACAGGCGAUUUCAGUUAUAACUGCAUUCAGUUGAUGGCUGUAAUGGAACAUGCUUAUUAUGCAAGCUUUGGUUAUCAAGUCACAAGUUUCUUUGCUGCUUCAAGCCGGUAUGGAACGCCUGAAGAACUGAAGGAAUUGGUCGACACUGCACAUUCGAUGGGUAUUGUAGUUCUUCUGGAUGUUGUGCAUAGCCAUGCAUCAAAAAACACAGAGGAUGGUCUGAACCAGUUUGAUGGGACUGAUGCUUGCUUUUUUCAUUCCGGCUCAAGAGGAAAUCAUGACUUGUGGGACAGUAGGCUUUUUGAUUAUUCCAACUGGGAAGUACUGCGAUUUCUCCUCUCAAACCUAAGGAUGUGGUUGGAAGAAUACAGAUUUGAUGGGUUUCGUUUUGAUGGUGUAACUUCCAUGUUGUAUCACCAUCAUGGAAUGGGUACAGGUUUUAGUGGGGAUUACAAUGAGUAUUUUGGCCUUCAAGUGGAUGAAGAUUCCUUGGUGUAUCUCAUGUUGUCGAAUCAUAUGAUACAUACCCUUUAUCCAGAUGCCAUUACCAUAGCAGAGGAUGUUUCUGGAAUGCCUGCACUCUGUAUCCCUGUACCUCAGGGAGGCACUGGUUUUGAUUAUCGGUUAGCCAUGGCCAUUCCUGACAAAUGGAUUCAGAUUCUGAAAGAGUACAAGGAUGAAGAGUGGAAUAUAGGCAAUAUAGUGCACACAUUGACAAACCGAAGGCAUAAUGAAAAGUGCAUUGCCUAUGCAGAGAGCCAUGACCAGGCUCUGGUUGGGGAUAAGACAUUAGCUUUCUGGUUGAUGGAUGCAGAGAUGUAUACAAACAUGAGUGUUCUGGUUCCUUUGACUCCAGUUAUUGACCGUGGAAUACAGCUUCACAAAAUGAUGCGUCUCAUUACCCACGGACUUGGCGGAGAGGGCUAUCUCAACUUCAUGGGUAAUGAAUUUGGACAUCCUGAGUGGUUAGAUUUUCCUCGAUUAGGAAACAAUGAGAGUUACCAUUAUGCCAGGCGACAGUAUAAUUUAGCCGAUGACGCUCUCCUUCGGUACAAGUUUCUCUAUGCUUUUGACCGAGACAUGAACCACCUGGAAGCGAAGUAUGGUUGGCUUGCUGCACCCCAAGGUUAUGUGAGUGCUAAGCAUGAAGAAGACAAGGUCAUCACUUUUGAGCGGGGAAGUCUGCUUUUUAUCUUCAAUUUCCAUCCUAACAAGAGCUAUACAGAUUACAGAGUUGGAGUGGAGAGAGCAGGGAAGUAUACCAUAGCAUUGGACACAGAUGCUGCAGAAUAUGGGGGACAUCAGAGAGUGGACCACAAUACUCAGUACUUUACUGAACAUUUUGCUUAUAAUAAUCGUCCAAAUUCAUUGAUGGUUUAUAUUCCGUCAAGAGUUGGACUUGUGCUUCAGAAUGCAGACUUCCAAAACUGAGUUGUGAAAAUGAAGAUGUGAAAUACUGUGGAGACAAGAAGCCAAGGGAAGAACUUUGAAUUAAAAUUGAUUUCCACAAUCCUUCCUUGAUCAGUGUUUGGCUUUUCACUCAUUUUCAUCACUACUGAAAAUUCUGUGUAAUUUUGGGUUCAUAAACUGUACAUGGUUUUAUAUAAAUAAUAUACAUGUCAAAUCCAUAAUUUUUGCAAGGGGCAUUCAUUUCAUGCUCAAAAGCCAGUAAGUAAAAAGAUGUCAUCUGUAUGAGAUGGUUAUAGAAACAGAAAACUACUUUCAAGGUAUUUAAAAUAAAUUUCCAAAAAAAAAAAAUCA
Protopterus annectens (West African lungfish) is the source of this 2158-nucleotide messenger RNA. RefSeq names its product 1,4-alpha-glucan branching enzyme 1 (gene GBE1). Gene Ontology annotation, biological process: glycogen biosynthetic process. NCBI's taxonomy places the organism in Eukaryota, Metazoa, Chordata, Ceratodontiformes, Protopteridae. The transcript has 13 exons. The record is from RefSeq and is a predicted model, not a curated record. Gene Ontology annotation, molecular function: cation binding; 1,4-alpha-glucan branching enzyme activity. Gene Ontology annotation, cellular component: cytoplasm. The coding region runs from base 146 to 1828 and encodes 560 amino acids.